Messenger RNA from Boeremia exigua, 3077 nucleotides. Its product is annotated as autophagy-related protein 13. The transcript is spliced from 3 exons. Gene Ontology annotation, biological process: piecemeal microautophagy of the nucleus; autophagosome assembly; protein localization to phagophore assembly site. Lineage: Eukaryota; Fungi; Ascomycota; Dothideomycetes; Pleosporales; Didymellaceae. The record is from RefSeq and is a predicted model, not a curated record. Gene Ontology annotation, cellular component: extrinsic component of membrane; phagophore assembly site; Atg1/ULK1 kinase complex. Bases 381 to 3071 code for a protein of 896 amino acids.
UGCCCGUCAGACCUGUUCUGACAGCGCGUGUGCCAGCUGCUGCAAUAAUCGCUGUCUGAAAAAGCUUCUUGCAUCUCCACGUUGCCCACCGCGGUACUGGUACCUUGCAUCCAAGGUGCUCAAGCUCGCCAGCCUUAUCUCCACCCAUCUCCGCGCCCUUAAGAUCAACGACAUGGCUGUUGCCUGAGCUGCCCAAGCCCUGCGCAACACCCUCGUGUGGAUCUGAACGACAUCUCUGACUGUCGCUGCUGACCCCAGCCGCCUGCGCUCGUGAUGGCUCCCAGGGCUCAUCUGUAUUCGCCGCAUCGUCCAUAACCGCAUCCCAGCAUCCACCGCCCAUAUACCGCCCGUGCCUGUUCCUGCAGCAGCCCUCCCGCACCAUGCAGCCUUCCUACACACGCCUUUCGCCGCGCACAGCCUCGGCCGCGAACAGCUUACAGACGAACCCCUCCCGAACAAACAACCAACGGUACGGCUCGCCGUACCCAGAGUCCGAUCCAUACAGCGACAGGGGUCCUGACGACGAAGACAGCGACAUGGCUCCCGCAGAUCAGAGAAAUAGCCAGAAGGUGAACCAGGUCAUUCAGAACUUCUUCACCAAGGCUGCCCUCACCAUCAUAUCAUCACGAGUCAUAUUACCACCGGCCUACAACAAUAGCGGCGGGAUACGACAGAACAAAUGGUUCAAUGUUGUGUUGGAUGAUAGCGAUGAGCUCCAGCAACAGCUCGCCGACUGGAAAAGCAUGGACGCUAUGGCCGGCCAACAUCCCCCUUUGUGCAUCGAGGUAUAUCUGGAUAUGAGAGCACUAGGACACAAGCAGUCGCUGGUCAUACGUGACGACGAAGGCAAGAGAUGGGAUGUUGCUCGGGCACUCGACAACGCCUCUUCGGGCCGCUCCGUCAAAGCAACACAAGUUGUACUUGAGCGCUGGACGAUCAACGUGAGCGACAAGUCCUCAGUGCACCCUACGGAGCUUAAUGAUCCUCUGCCGAAUGUGUACAAGAAGGCCGUCGUCUUGUUCCGAGCAUUGUACACCUAUAUACGCUUCAUACCAGCUUUUAAGUACUACAAGAGUAUUUCCAAGCAGCCCGCAAAUUUACCUGCGCUCAGACUAGCUUACCGGAUUACGAAUGGCGACUUCAAGAGUCCCCACGUCGACACCCUGAGCUUGCCACUAUACCAGUCGGAGGAAGCUGUCACCGAUCGUCAGGACUUUGGGCCUUCUCAUUCGCCUGUGGGCCCAUUGGGUAUAUCUGUGCAGUACCGCACAAACUGCGAGUUCAGCGUCGAAGAUUCAGAAUCGCUGUUAAGUUCCGAAUUCAUGGGGCUAGACAACACAUACUUCGAUCAACCACACCGAGGAGCCGUACCUGGAUCUCUCCCAGUAAACAAGAUGAACACGCAAGAAACACCAGAUGUUGGACAAGCGUACGGUAGCCUUUCUACAUUUCACCAAGUUGGCCCUGCCACAGGAACGAGCCCCAUUUCCGCUCUUCGUGCCGUUCGAGACAUGCCCUCAUCUUCCCCCACCGAAUCACCACCGCAAAAACUACCGCCGAACCACCGCACUGCUCAAGGCUCAAAGUCCUCAUUACGGUCCGGCGAUGUCCCGCAGUAUCAGCAGCGACGUACAUCAGUCUCGUUUCAACCUUUCAAAGCCGGUUCCUUGUCGUCGUCACCCGCACUUGGUCCAGCAGCAUUUCCGUCGCCAGGCAGCUCUCUAGGCCGACCGAGCAGUUCGUUUGGACGCACUAUCACCCCCAAUCCACUCCUCCAGGCUCGCAAUCGCACUUCAUUGACUGCCCUUCCCCAGCAAGCGUUGAGGACGCCGUCGUUGCCCAAUGAAACAGCCAUCGUGUCUUCUGCGUCGAGCUCGCCACGCCCUGCACCUAUCAAAUACAGCAGUAGUUUUGGGCAUCGAAGGAACCGCUUCUCCACCAGCGGUGGCAGCAAGACUGAGGAUGACAAUUUGAGCAGCGGUAAGGGUAGCGUCGCAUCUUCAUUGCAGCGCGGCUCGGAUGUGAUGAACGAAGGGGAUGGAGGCAGUUCUGGCGAAGUCAAGUCGGACGACGACAACAUCUCGGACUUUCUGAAAUUGCUUGAGGCAAAGAAGGAAUUGAAGAGCUUCAACCGCAAUGACAAUGCCUCCAAAGAAUCUGCCAUGCGUAGGACCACGGCCCAGCUGUCUAAGUAUCAGCGUCUCAAGGAUUCUCACGCAGCACUCUCCGAUUCUGUUUCUUCUUCUACCAUGUUACACCGGUCGUCUUCAUCGUCAAGUCGCCAGCUUUCCAGCGUUCCCGCCAUGAUCGCCGGAACCUCGGUGUCUACAGCUUCGUCUCCAGGCAAACCCAUCUCGCCCCACACACCGCACACGCCAGCUAUUCCGUCUCGUCUCAGUGCGAACAGUAUCAUCGAAUACGAGCCACGGCCUCGAAGAAGUCGGUCGUCUCGACCCAAUCGUGAGCAGGAGACCUCUGAAGCGCAGGAAUCGAACCAAGGGGCCGAUGCGAGUACCAAUGCCAUUGACAUUCCGACUUCACCCCGGCACUGGGAACGGAACUAUGCUCGUCGGUCAAGCUCGGUCACACAGCAGGACCGCACCUUACCCGAGGAUGAGACUGACAUGUAUGGACGCGCUGCUAGCCUCCCACUUACAGAGGCUGAGCGGGCCAAGGACCUGACUCCAAGCGGUCUCAUCGCUCAGGCAGAGGCCGGAAACAGCACAACACAGGACGACCAGGGCUCCGAGGAAAUUGAUCCCCUUGACCACGGUGCCCAGCAACCUUCGUCCUCAUCCAAUAUGCCUGCCAAGCGUGGGACAUACUCUGGCAGCUCGCGAGGCCGCACAAGCUUCUUUUCGCACGGCUCCUCGUCUGGUGCUACUAGUUCCACCGAACGACCCAACCGCUACAGCUUCUCGAGUCGUGGACUAGCUCCAGAAGACGACGAGCCUUUACUCUUUCAAAUGAGCGAGAUCGGCGCUGGUGGCUCGCGCCGCAGCCUCGAAGAAGCACCAGGAAGCUCUGGCUCUGGAGCCGCUGGCAAGCGCAUGUCACCCUGGGGUCGAUGAGCACCA